CAAAGUCAAAGCCGCCAAAUAAAGUGACGAAGACCAACAACGAAAUCUACGGUGACGACGUCGACCAACGUAAAAUGGAACCCUCAUAUGAUCACGAACAUCAACAUCAUUCUCAUCAACAGUCGCAGCCCCAGCCGCAGCAGCAACAACAACAACAUCUACUAACAAAUUACAAUUCGAAAAAAUACAAUUCACCCAUAAAUCGUACCCCCGAAUACAACAACAGCAGCAGCAACACGGUCACUACCGGUGGCAGCGGUAAUGGCGCUGAACUUCACGAAACAACAACAACAGCGGCGACAACACUGCUUGCCGACGGUCGUUUAAGUUCGCUACAUGAAACGAACGCUGGCAAUAAUAGCUCCGACAUUGCCUAUCAAUAUCGGCAUGGUAGUGAACAUUCCUCGUCUAGCCUACACUCACCGGUAGUACAUCAUCAUUCCACCUCAAGGUCUACACCUACGCACAAUAACAGUUAUGAUGGUGAUCCUCACAAUGCCGGAGAUCCAAAUGUGGUAGCUGUGUCCUUACCUUUGACCUCACAGUGUCAUAAUUCGCAGCAGCAACAACAACAUCACAAUUCAUCACAGCAUUUAAUUGGUUCCAGCAUACCCUCGAUGUUGUCCAAUGCGAAUUCUGCAUCCUCUGCCACAAUGUUGAAUAAAUAUUUAACACAUCCGAAUAUGAUGUCGAUUGCAAUGUCUUCGGAUACCGAAGAUUAUGCCGGGCAUAUGGGUACGGCUGCCGCAUCAUCUGUGGGCGUUGGUGGUAAUGUUGUUUCGGGUACAAUAAUGGAUAGCCCAAUGUGGGCCUACGAUUACAAGGGUGAAUUGUGUGCCGCCAAUGCCAGCUAUCUGGAUCAACGACACAAAUUAGUCAACGAAGUUAAGUUUCGUGCUGUUGCCAACAGCCAGUCUAAAUGUGCCAAAGAAGCUAGAAUCCGAAGACCGAUGAAUGCGUUUAUGGUCUGGGCGAAAAUCGAACGUAAAAAAUUGGCCGAUGAAAAUCCGGAUUUGCAUAAUGCGGAUUUGAGUAAAAUGUUGGGUAAAAAAUGGCGAUCGCUAACACCUCAAGAUCGACGACCCUAUGUCGAAGAAGCUGAACGUCUCAGGGUUAUACAUAUGACCGAACAUCCCAAUUAUAAAUAUCGACCCCGACGAAGGAAACAAUCAAAAAUGCGUUCGCUACAAACAAAUGGAGUGGCAAAGGAGGCGAAUGGCUCCGCCACAGCCGGCAAUCAAUCUCCGAAUAAAACUGCAAAUAAUCAACAAAAAUCCGCCGGAACACCACCCUCAAAUUCAAUGUCUUCGGGGACGUAUGAAACAAAUUCAAAUCAAAGAAAUUCAACACCACAAAUACAAUUGCCACCGACAAGUGGUGCUGUCACGAGCAGUCUUUAUGAACAGACCUUGAGAUCGAAUUAUUCGCCCAGCUCGUUAGAUUGUUACAGUAAUCCCGAUUUGACAAGCGGAGAUAAUGGGGAAUAUUUGAAUUGUGCCGCUUCAUCGGGCGCCACGCAGACUAUUGAAAUGAGUUCCGUCAGAACAGGAAGUAAUUACGGCAUAGAAGAAUCUAAUGUGAAUGGUACAGCAUCUCCCAAUUCUACAGCGGCAUAUAAGAAAAUUGGUUCCCGCAACUCGAGCAUUGUGGGGACACCGAAGAGCCACAGCAGAAAUCGUUCAGUAACCAAUUCUACGCAAAAACACACAAAAGAGUCACAGAAACAAAGUAAAGAAAGCGACGCUGCUGUCGCAUCCCACACAUAUCCCCUCAGUGCCACCUCAAUGUCAGUGGUGGCAGGACGUGGCAUGUAUGUGACCUGUACAAAUCGUGGUCUCUUAGAUCAUGGGCAUUCGGUUAAGGGCACAUUUUAUCCACCAGUCUCAAGCCUGGAUGAGGAUAAACAUCACUUGAGUAGCCAUACAACGGCAAUGAGCCAUGCCAAUCACUCCGCCGGCAGUGGUGGCAUGCAUUUGGGGUAUGGGUCACAACAUUUGCAUCAGAGCGAUAUUAAUUUUUCCGCCCUGGACUCAUCACGUUUGGCUCAGACAGGAGUGACAUCUUCAGGAGAUUAUCUUGUGGCCUCCAAUGCCUACAACGUUAGUCCCAAUGUUACCUAUGAGGACUAUUUGCGAUACACGUCCAGUGCCCAUGCUGCCGCUGCCCAUGGUUCGCAAUUUGUGGACAGUGAUUAUGUUUCAGCCUCAAGUGAAAAUAAUGCCGCCACAAUUGAAGAUGACACCCUGAAAAGUAUUAACGCCCUGAAGCAAGCCAAGUAUCCGGAUACCAAUCACAAUUACGAUAGCUAUGAGACCUUUAAUCCCAUGGUAGUAUCUACCUCAAGUGGUAGUUAUUAUAGUCAGUUACCUUACUCCUUGGCUGGACAAUCUUUCCCUCUCCAAUUGGCCUUACCUUUGCAGCAAAGUUCCCUGGCAGGAGGAGUAUACGGCCAGGUGGCAUCACAACAUCAAAAUCAAAGUUAUCUCCACUAUAAUCACUACAGUCCCCAGAUAUCGUCACAAAUGUCUCACAUUGCCGAUAGUGGUAAUAAUUCACCCUCCCACCUUAGUUCCACCGGACUCAAUAUGACACAAACAACAUCGAGUGCUGCAACAACGCCCUCUUUACCCACCAGCCUUGUACAGUCAUCCACCACGUCUUCCUAUGCCAGCCAUCCGCACAAUCAUCAUCACCACCACCACCACCAUCAUCAUCCUCCACCUCAUGCCCCCGUAUUUGGAGCGGUACCAAAUUCCGCCGGCUCUGUUUUGGGGGUGGGAGAAAUGCUGAUCGAAUCGAGGCGUGAUGAAGAAAUUAGUAAUAUUUUAGCUGGUGUACGUAAAACCUGCUACAGUAAUUAAC
Messenger RNA from Musca vetustissima, 2862 nucleotides. It is a transcript of the gene Sox15, whose product is annotated as putative transcription factor SOX-15. The record is from RefSeq and is a predicted model, not a curated record. Lineage: Eukaryota; Metazoa; Arthropoda; Insecta; Diptera; Muscidae. Gene Ontology annotation, biological process: regulation of DNA-templated transcription; anatomical structure morphogenesis; cell differentiation. Gene Ontology annotation, molecular function: RNA polymerase II cis-regulatory region sequence-specific DNA binding; DNA-binding transcription factor activity, RNA polymerase II-specific. The transcript has 4 exons. Bases 75 to 2861 code for a protein of 928 amino acids.